AAAGAGCAGAGAGAUCCACAAACUCAAGAGCAUAAACAGUAACACAGGAUAUUUUGAUGUCACUAUGGUUACAAAAGCCAGCCCGCCACUCAAUCUUAGUUCUCUAUUUGUCACUAUGUGUCACUCUGCUCUAAAAGCCUGGGGCAACGUGGUCUUUGCUGAACUCUGAGAGAACAAUUAUAAUCUCAUGCCAAGGAGGAACUAUCCUGUUUAACUCUCAUACUUUGGAAGAAUACAGAAAUACAGUGGAUUUUGCCAACUUCACAAUAGCCACUAGCCCAAUGAUGGAGGUGAUGAGGACCUCCAGCCAUCCAAACCCAACCCCUACCCCCACCCUCAAUGACUCAAACACCUGCACGACACUGUAUGACCACCUGGAGUACGCCCGAGUCCUCAUGCCCCUCUUCUACAGCAUCGUCUUCUCCGUGGGGUUGCUGGGCAACGCCCUGGCGCUGCAUGUCAUCCGGCCCAACCUAAAGAAGAUGAACUCCACCACGCUCUACUCCGCCAACCUGGUAAUCUCUGACAUCCUGUUCACACUGUCACUACCGUUACGGAUAAUCUACUACGCCCUGGGCUUCCACUGGCCCCUGGGGGAUUCCCUGUGUAAGAUCACAGGGCUGAUCUUCUACAUCAACACGUAUGCCGGGGUCAACUUUAUGACCUGCCUCAGUGUGGACCGAUUCAUUGCUGUGGUCUUGCCGCUCCGGUUCGCACGCUUCCGGAAGGUCUCCAAUGUCCGGUUCAUCUGCGUUGGGGUGUGGUUGCUGGUCUUAAUGCAAACUUUGCCCCUCCUCUCCAUGCCCAUGACUAAUGUGGAGUCUGAUGGCUUCAUCACUUGUAUGGAGUAUCCUAACUUUGAACAGGUGCCCAACAUCGCCUACAUGCUGAUCGGCGCCGUGUUCCUAGGCUAUGGAGUCCCCGUGGUGACUAUCUUAUUGUGCUACUCCAUACUGUGCUGUAAACUCCGCCUCUCGGCAAAGACCAAUCACUUAACGGACAAGUCGGGGCGCAGCCGCAAAGCCGUUGGUGUGAUCUGCUGCGUCUCCCUGGUGUUCGUGGUGUGUUUCAGCCCCUACCACAUCAACCUCCUCCAAUACAUGAUCCGAAAGCUGAUCUAUGAAACGGACUGUGCUGAACUCACUGCCUUCCAGAUCUCGUUACACUUCACUGUUUGUCUGAUGAACCUUAACUCCUGCCUGGAUCCAUUUAUCUACUUCUUUGCCUGUAAGGGUUACAAGAGGAAGGUGCUGAAGAUCCUGAAGAGGCAGGUGAGCGUGUCCUUCUCCAGCGCAGUACGGACAUCGCCCGAGGGUUCAUCCAGAGAUGUCGUAGAUGGUAAGAAGAUCCACCUCAACAGCACUAGAUACGAACAGUGUGUCCAACAGAAUGGCCAAAGUUGAGCGACUACCAACCAACAGACCGGUGAGUCAAAGACCAACCAACAGAUUGGAGAGCCAUCAACCAGAAAACAGAUCAGCCAACAGACCGGUGAGCCAACGACCAGCUGACAGACUGGUUAGUCAAUGACCAGGAAACAGACUGGUAUGCAAACAACCAGCAAACUAUUUGAAUAACAUACUAUAUGUUAUGAUUUUGAAAAACACAUAAUAUGUUAUGAUUUCUAGCUAGGUGUCUAAUGUUAGCUAGGUGGCUAAUGUUAGCUACUGUAUGCUAAGGGUUGAGGUUAGGGUUACGUUUAGGAGUUAGGUUAAAGGGUUCAGGUUAGGGGAAGGGUUAGCUACCAUGCUAAGUAGUUGCAAAGUAGCUAAAAAGUAGUAAGUAGUUGAAAGUUGCUAAUUAGCUCAAAUGCUUAUCCAUGAUGAGAUUUGAACUCACAACCUUUUGAUUGUUAGACAUUUACGUCAGUAAAUUGCAAGAGGAUGUCUGAGGAGAUAGACUGAACUAUAACUGUAUAACUGAUUAACAGUUUAAAGAGGUAUCUCACACCCUCUGGAAAUAGAGCCAUCUCGGACAGCCAAGGUAACAAACUGUUUCUGCCUCUUGCCAAUACAGUAGUGCUGAGCGAUUCACCGUAAAAAAUCCCUUGUUAUUAAACAACUAAUUUACCGACAUCCUUUCAAUUAUUUGAAUUCCAUAUAGUUCUGUUUUUUUUGUGAGCUCAACGUGCUGUUUCUCUAGAGAGAAAUUCAAUCAUUAAUUAGAGAAACGUAGUCAAUGGGUGCAUUUGAGCAGAUCACUUUUGUCAAGUCGAUGACCAUCGUUGCGCCUACGUGUCGACUGCAUAUACUUUACAAACUACCAUGACUUCAGUCUGCAGCCAUCACCUGCAUUGUGGGAGGAUCUAUUGUCAUUGACUCACACAAACGUGACCAAAGGCAUGAUUGAAAUAGGAACACAUUUUGAUACGAUUCAUAUAUACAGUUGAGUAAUUCAAAUUAGUUUGAUAUUUGAGGCUGUUUCUCACUGAUUGCAGUUUAUACUUGUUGAAAUAAACAUGGCUCCAAUCCCAAGAACACACACUCACAAAGAAAAACUUUUAUUAACAAUGUCAGCACUGCCAUGUUGAUCUGAGCCUUGCUGUUGGAAAACCACAUUAGUGUUUGACUUUGGUUGUCACAGAUGCACCUCCUCCGACCACUCCUCAACUUUCGUCAACAGUCGGUUGCUUUCGUUUUACCCGUUAAACACACCUAAUAACGAUGUGGGACGUCAGGCAAAUAUUCAACCUAGUUCAGCACAGAACUGUGGUAAUUAACUACAAUUACCAUAAUCCAUUGCGCAUGUUCUUCCCAGUCCCGGACAGAGGCGGACACAUAGACCAGAAGGAUAGAGACAGUUCGUGAGGUACCUCUACCCAAUUGAUAGUUGUAGUAGUUGGUAAUAAGCAGUCUUGAAAGUAUGCCUUAUCUACUUUCAACAACUAAUACAAUUAUUUUGUCAGCCAGCUAGUUACUCACCUAGCUAAAAAGGAUGACUUGUUCAAUGGGAUGCACAGAGAUAACUUUAGAUGGAUGUCUGGCUGACAGGCUGGCUGGCUGCUACUGCCUGAGCAGAGAUGAGAUGAUGACAACUGAAAUAUUUUAUUGAAGUAAAGUUAUGGUUAAUAAUGAUGGCAGUAAUGGGCUACCAAAUUACCAUCAUGGUAGUUAACUAUAUUUUUUACUAUUUUUUUCUGUGUUGUUACAGCAUUCAACCCACUGUCAGUGUCAGGAAAAAAAGGCAGGCGAUGGCAUCAAAAAUAUGUUAAUGUCAUUAUUUAGAAAUGCAUUUAAUGUUUAAAAAAAAGUGAUUGGUUAAAAAAAUUAUCUCAAAUAACACUUAUCGCUCUGCACUACAAUACAGUGACACGUUUUUUGCCUCUUGCAAAUACAGUGACAACUUGAUCAAAAGCAGAAACACAUGAGCAUAUAAGGACAAUAUUAGACAGCAUGGACACUGGCAUGAAAAUAUGUCCCAAAAUGGACAGCUGAAUAUUACUUCAUAGUUUCAGAGACUCUGACUAUAGAAUAGAAAGCUUUGCAACAUCACAAUGGUGAGGAAUGAAAAAUAAGACAAUGUUGAUUGUACCUUUUGUGUAUACACUUCCUGCAUUAUUCUUCAAUUUACCUUUUGAUUCUUGACAAAUGUAAAAUAUGUCAACACCAUGUACUAAAUGUAACUAUGUCCCUCCAUUCAUUUUAGUCAAUGACAUCCAUAUUUUUUUUACCAAGUGGAUCACAUUUUUUAUUCCUUUGUUCACAAUAAGGGUUCCCCUCUGUUUUUGAUUAAUGUGAUGACUGUGUGUUGAUAUCAAACCAUUUAAUUUUAAAUAAAAAAGAAAUGGAAAUAAA
Molecule: messenger RNA, 3794 nt
Organism: Oncorhynchus gorbuscha (pink salmon)
Lineage: Eukaryota; Metazoa; Chordata; Actinopteri; Salmoniformes; Salmonidae
Product: G-protein coupled receptor 183-like
Exons: 2
Coding region: 282-1403 (373 amino acids)
Biological process (GO): G protein-coupled receptor signaling pathway
Cellular component (GO): membrane
Molecular function (GO): G protein-coupled receptor activity; oxysterol binding
Source: RefSeq, a predicted model, not a curated record